UGCGCAUGCGCGCGCACGGACGGCAUUUCCGGGUACGACAUGUAAUAUAUAUAGGCUGCUGUCGAGCUCGGGGUCGCUAAAACCGAAGAAACCAAUGAUUCCUAUCUGUCCUGUGGUCUCCUUCACCUAUGUGCCCAGCCGGCUCGGUGAAGAUGCCAAAAUGGCUACCGGCAAUUACUUUGGAUUCACCCACGGCGCUGCCGCCCAGUACAGCCAGCAGCCAGCUGCCGGGGUAGCGUACACACAUCCCACCACAGUGGCCAGUUACACAGUCCACCAGGCGCCCGUGGCGGCGCACACGGUGGCGGCCGCCUACGCCCCCACUGCGGCCACCGUGGCCGUGGCCAGGCCGGCGCCCGUCGCCGUGGCGGCCGCCACCGCCGCCGCUUAUGGAGGGUACCAGCCGACCCACACCGCCGCCGACUACGGAUACCCUCAGCGCCAACCUGAGGUCCCUCCGCCUCCACCGCCGGUCACCUCGCAGACCUACCAGGAUUCGUACUCGUACGUGCGUUCCACCGCCACAGCUGUAGCUUAUGACAGUAAGCAGUACUACCAGCAGCCCACCGCCACGGCGGCCGUGGCGGCGGCUGCUCAGCCGCAGCCCAGCGUGGCCGACUCCUACUACCAGACAGCUCCCAAACCGGGGUACAGCCAGGGCGUUACGUCGUACACUCAGACCCAGCAGACCCGGCAGGUGACGGUGAUCAAACCCACGGCUCCCAGCCCCGCCUCCUCCACCUUCUCCAUCUACCCGGUGACCUCCAGCGUGCAGCCGGUGGCCGCCGCCGCCUCCGUGGUGCCCUCGUACUCCCAGAGCCCCACGUACAGCACCAACGCCGUCACGUACUCCGGAACCUCGUACUCGGGCUACGAGGCAGCCGUGUACUCCGCAGCCUCCAACUACUACCAGCAGCAGCAGCAGCAGAAGCAGGCGGUGGCGGCCGUGGCGGCCACGGCGGCCUGGACCGGGAACACCUUCACCAAGAAGCCGCCCUUCCAGAGCAAGCAGCUGCGGCCCAAACAGCCCCCCAAACCCCCCCAGAUCCACUACUGUGACGUCUGCAAGAUCAGCUGUGCAGGACCGCAGACCUAUAAGGAGCACCUGGAGGGUCAGAAGCAUAAGAAGAAGGAGGCGGCCCUGAAGGUGUCUCAGAGCAGCAGCAGCAGUUCUGGCGGAGGCUCGCUGGCUCGCAGCGCUCAGAACCAGCUGCGCUGUGAGCUGUGCGACGUCUCGUGCACCGGCGCCGACGCGUACGCCGCGCACAUCCGAGGAGCCAAACACCAGAAGGUCGUGAAGCUCCACACCAAACUCGGAAAGCCCAUUCCCUCCACCGAGCCCAGCAUGGUGACUCAGACGUCGUCCACCAGCACGACGGCCCCCACAAAGACCACCACGGCGUCCCUGAGCGGCUCCAGCAGCAGCUCGCUGUGCGUGACCUCCUCCUCUUCCUCCUCCUCCAACUCCGCCCCUCCCUACCUGAAGCCCGUCACCAUGGUCAGCGGCGGCGUGGCGGGUGUGAAGAACACACUGACCGGCAGCCUGGCUGCUGCGGCCGCCGCCACCUCCACCGCCGCCGCCGGGAAGAAAGUCAACGCCCCCAAGAUUAACUUCAUUGGUGGAAAUAAACUCCAGACCACAGCUAAGCUUGAAGAAACCAGAGCGGAGGUCAAGGCCGACGCCUCCAAGCCUGCGGCCCCAUCGCCGGGCUCUCAGGACGCCAAAGCCGAAGACUCUCUGUCCACGUCGGCGCUGGCGGCGCUGCAGAGCGACGUCCAGCCCGUCGGUCACGACUACGUCGAAGAAGUCCGGAACGAUGAAGGUAAAGUCAUCCGCUUCCACUGCAAGCUGUGUGAAUGUAGCUUCAACGACCCCAACGCCAAGGAGAUGCACCUCAAAGGUCGCAGGCAUCGCCUGCAGUACAAGAAAAAGGUGAACCCGGACCUGCAGGUGGAGGUGAAGCCCAGCAUCCGGGCCCGAAAGAUCCAGGAGGAGAAGAUGAGGAAGCAGAUGCAGAAAGAGGAGUACUGGAGGAGGAGGGAGGAGGAGGAGCGCUGGAGGAUGGAGAUGAGGCGCUACGAAGAAGACAUGUACUGGAGACGCAUGGAGGAGGAGCAGCACCACUGGGACGACCGGCGCCGCAUGCCAGACGGGGGCUACCCGCAGGGGCCCCCGGGCCCCCCCGGUCUGCUCGGGGUCCGGCCCGGCAUUCCCGGCCUGCAGCCGCAGGGCCCCAUGCCUCCGCGCCGGCCCGACUCCUCGGACGACCGCUACGUCAUGACGAAGCACGCCGCCAUCUACCCGUCCGAGGACGAGCUGCAGUCCAUCCAGAAGAUCGUGUCCAUCACUGAGCGAGCCCUCAAGCUGGUCUCCGACAUCAUCACGGACCAGGACAAGACCAAAGAGGAGGACAAGGAGAAGAAGGAGCCGGCGAAGGACAGGGCCCUGAAGGGUGUGAUGAGGGUCGGCGUCCUGGCUAAAGGUUUGCUUCUUCGCGGGGAUAAAAACGUGAACCUGGUGCUGCUCUGCUCCGAGAAGCCCACCAAGAGCCUCCUGACCUGCAUCGUGGAGCACCUCCCCAAACAGCUCACAAUGGUGACUCCAGAGAAGUACGAGGUGAAGGGUUCCAUCCAGGAGGCGGCCAUCAUACUGACGUCCUGCGCCGAGCCAAAGAUGCAAGUGACAAUCACGCUGACUUCCCCCGUCAUCCGGGAGGAAAGUGGCCGGGACGGAGAUGUAACCUCGGGUAUGGUGAAAGACCCAGCGGACGUCUUGGACAGGCAAAAAUGCCUUGACGCUCUGGCUGCUCUGCGCCACGCUAAGUGGUUCCAGGCUAGAGCCAACGGUCUUCAGUCCUGCGUGAUCAUCAUCCGGAUCCUGCGAGACCUCUGCCAGCGAGUGCCCACCUGGUCACCGUUCCCUGGAUGGGCCAUGGAGCUGCUGGUGGAGAAGGCCAUCAGCAGCGCCUCGGCCCCGCUCAGCCCCGGCGAUGCUCUGAGGCGCGUCUUCGAAUGUAUCUCCUCUGGGAUUCUACUUCCUGGAGGGCCUGGACUGGUCGAUCCCUGCGAGAAGAAGCCGGUGGACACACUCACUCCGAUGGGAGAGCAGCAGAGAGAGGACAUCACCUCAAGUGCCCAAUUCGCCCUGAGGCUGCUGGCGUUCCGGCAGAUCCACAAAGUUUUGGGCAUGGACCCCCUGCCGCAGAUCAACCCCCGCUUCAACGUCCGCAACAGCCGCAAGCGUCGCCGCGACAACAGCGACGGGACGGACAGCUUCGAGGGCGAAGGCAAAAAGGACAAGAAGGACUACGACAGCCUCUAAGCUCCGCCCCCUCAGAGCGUGCAGAGACGUUGUAAAGCGUUUGUUUGCCUGUCUCCUGUGUUUUAGUUUCCUUAAGCCGCAGAAUCACAGAAAAAGACAAGCUGGUGUUUUAGUUGUAGAUUUCCUAAGGCCGGGCUCGGAGCUGUGGGGGUCACCGGUUCGAACCCGGAGCCCGGCUGGUGUUUUUCUUUGUGACUCGGGAGGCGGAGGAAGUUGUUGUGUAGAGCCGUUCCAGAGGUGGAGCCCUUCUGUUCAUUCUGGAUUCCCUCGCUUGAAGCUCGUGACGUUUGAUGCCGUGGUCUUGUUGCGUUUCAGUGCUGAGCUACACCACACCACCCGCGGGGGGCGCCGCGUUCACUCAUUCAGAGGAACUCUAACUGUUGGUAGAUCUUUGUUAGUCGUGAAGUUGUCGACCCUAAAAUGUAGGUUUUUUUGGUCAUUUCAUUUGCAUAUAUAUGGAAGUAUUUGUAUAAUCUAUAAAUAGAUUUUAAAGCUUCGGUUUGUGAGAGAAGUGUUCACGUCGCUCUGUUUUGUUUUUUUAACCUUUAUUUUCCUGCUUUACUGAGAAAA
Molecule: messenger RNA, 3892 nt
Organism: Salarias fasciatus (jewelled blenny)
Lineage: Eukaryota; Metazoa; Chordata; Actinopteri; Blenniiformes; Blenniidae
Gene: zfr
Product: zinc finger RNA binding protein
Exons: 19
Coding region: 95-3322 (1075 amino acids)
Cellular component (GO): precatalytic spliceosome
Molecular function (GO): double-stranded RNA binding; single-stranded RNA binding; zinc ion binding
Source: RefSeq, a predicted model, not a curated record